AUGGCUGCUCUCCCUCCUGCACCCCCCUACUUGGUCGACUUGCUCACCUACGGCUACGAUGCUUUCUGCACGCCCAAUAGAUUUUGCAUGAACUACAUGACCCCCAUCUGCUCCCACUGCUGCCCGAACCAUGCAGCGGCGCAUCACGGGGCGCAGUACCGAGAUCCACGGUGUCCAGAGGUGCGUUUCGCCCCCACCCCCACUGUUAAACUCACUAAGAUGUACGGGGGUUUCGGGCAUUGUGUCGAGUAUUUCGAUGCAAACAGAUGCGGCUACAAGUGGGAGCAGAUCCACAGGGUUAGGUACGGGCAGGAAGUUCUUGUCCCACUCCACCGACGAGCUGGUGCGCGGCAACGCCCAGGGCGAGUCCGCAGUUAUUGCAACAGGUGCAAUGAUCCUAUGGCUUCGACAGAAGCGUCGUGCUCCACCGAGUGCAAGCUCGCGGUGGUCGACGAAGGGAGGCCUGCAGGGAGGGCGAAGGCACAGGCCAUGGUGAAUGCUGACUUCCACCAGCGAUUCUUCCCCGAUAGGUUUUGUACGCUGUGCAGGAGAUUUUACGCCUCGGCUUUCUGCGGCACUCAUGCCCAGUCGCACCAUCCCGGGCAGGGCGGCGAGAUUAUCAGAUUUGUGCGAGCCCAGGGGAUGGUGCUGACGCCGGUGGCGGGAGUACUGCCCGGCCAUGUCGUCGACGGCGUACAGGUCAUCUACGUUGGUGGCAUCCCGAUGGUUCCCAUUCUCAGCCCUGCGGUGCCUGCAGACCUCGAGUCCGAGAACAUGUGCCCCAUCUGCUAUCAAGUAAUCGGAGCCGGCAACUUCUGUUCUUUGCAUUGCAAGUGGACUAGUUUUCGGGACUUGCAGCGAUGGUCUGUGCUUCCUUCGUGUGUGGGGAAUCCGCUAUCUCGGUGGGGGAGGUUGAGGUCUGCGCGUUGUGCCGUAGUCUGGAGGAAGAGGGAGCUUGAAGACAUCGGCAGUGGUGGGAUUGGAGUGGUGCCAUGGUUCAAUCAUGUCCGUCUGUAG
Messenger RNA from Triticum turgidum subsp. durum (durum wheat), 1017 nucleotides. The record is from the annotation of a GenBank genome assembly. NCBI's taxonomy places the organism in Eukaryota, Viridiplantae, Streptophyta, Magnoliopsida, Poales, Poaceae.